GAGCCUGUUUCCAAAAAAGUGGACUAUCCCAAACACUUUACGGGAAAAUUAACGUAGAAAUGGAUUAUAUACAGCUAAGAUUUUAACAUAAAAAAAUCACACGUAUCACGUAUCCCGUUUAUGAGAUGUUGAUGUCUUCUUUUUCUGCAUUCAGGGGUUUUGUUCUUGGUUUACUAAAAUGUUCAAAAAGUGAAUGUGAAUAAUAACUUUUUAAAAUUGUUAUUUAAAAAGCCUUUUCCUCACCUUAUUUGUUAAUAUAGUUUAAAUGACACGCCUAUUUGAAGGCCUAGUCUUUUUAUCUACUUCUGCUUAUAGGAUGCAAAUGUAUAAGGUAUCAGCUUUGAAGUGUCCUGACAAAGUAAUGAAUGUGCUGUUGUGUAGGCUAUGUUGUUAAAAACAGCAGGGAGCUGGUUGGGCUAAACCCCUAAGAAAAGAUGAGAGGGAAUUAUGGAAGUGUGUCAGAGAGUUGGCUCAGUGGUGGAGACUGUUUGGGGACCAUGCAUGUCCUCAUUUAAUGGUAAAAGGGAUGCUUGGGUCUGUCUGAUGUUUCCGAACAGAUGUACCAUUUCACGCUUAUUAAUUCAUUUGUGAAUAAAAGUUAAACUGUAGAGAUAAACAUUAAUUUCUAGUCAUUUACCUCUUGAAUUUUAUGGAUACUGACUGUUGUUUUAUGUGCAGUCUUUUGUGUAAAUAUUAUAACCAUAACCGUUAGCAUUAGUUGCAACUCUCCAGAGAAGAGAUGUUAUAAGCCCCCAAAAAAUAUUAAUAUCAGACAUACACAUUCGAAAGCUUUUAUGGGCUUGAGACAGGGACAUGAAGUCACUGUUAUUAAACUCAUUCAGCAUUGGAAGAGACACUGUUCCACUAAUGGAGCUUUUGAUGAGGGGUUUUGUCUCGCUGUGCUAUAUAGAGUUUGGUCACCAGCCACUUAAAAAAUGUUAUUAAUGGAAGUAGGACUACUUUGGGACAAGGUUGGUUGAAAUAGUUUUAAAAUGUUUUUAAUUUCUUCUUGUAAAUUGAAAAAUAAGGUAAAUAAUACAUAUAGCUCUUUUUUAAUAGAAAUUUUUGUUGUCUUUUUUUAUUUUCUCUUCAUCUAUUUGCAGUCCUUGGAUUUGCUGUGAUUGAAUUAGGCCACAAAAGUUUCCACAUCAAAUGUUUCUACAUCAUUUGAGCCUGUCGCUUCCUUUUGCAGUGUUUUCUUUGACAACAAGCCCAGUCCCCUCGUGACAAGCAAACCUCCUUUUUGACAAUUGCCUGAGCUACUACAUUGUCAUUUCUGAUUAAAUGAAAAAAUAAUAAUAGGUUACAGUUAAAAGCAAAUGAAUGAGACAAAUAUAAGGAAGAUAUGAUCUGAUACCCUAGUUAAUGCAAAAGGCUUGUUUUGUGAUUUCUAUUUAAGAUGAGGCAUAAUAAUUGAAUGAUGCCAUUAUAUAACAGCCUAAAUAAUUGACUAGUGGAAUUUGGGCCAGUGGUGUCAGAAGCACAAAAACGUCUAAAGGAAGUUAUCCGAGUUAAAAAAGAAAAAUGCUGAAUUUCGGAAAAUCACUGAUAAACCAGAGAUGUUGGAAACGGAUAUAUUUUAAAUCAAUGUAAACAAACUCUCAUUGUCUAAGCAAACAAAAUCAACAAUGGACACAUCCUGUUCCCAGAGUUCACAUUGUUGUUUUGGUAGUGGCGCCAUCUGAUGGACAAACAGAACCUUUCUCUGGGAGAAAAGAAAGUUAAAAGAUAUUAGCAAGAAUGUUAUGCUAAAUAGUGUUUUAGCAAUAAAAUCAUUUUAGUAAUUUUAGUUCAUAGCCUACUAAUAGAAAUAAAAUUGGCGAAUAAUCAUUUUUUUAAAAGAAGUGCAGGGCUCAAACAACUUCUUCCAGGAAUAAAGUAAUUUUCUUCCCCCCGUCACUUAUUUGGCAGGAAAAGUGUCUGUUUGUGGGCCAAAAAUGAGGGUUGCGUCGGCCAGCCAGACUGAAGCUCCUGAAGGUGUCCUGAUGUGUUUCCUGCUCUCAAAUUACCAAUUUGAACUCUAAAAAGGCUAACAAACUGAAGGGGUGAGGCAAAUAUGGUGUACAUUAUACUGUAAAUAUGCAGUAAUUUGAAUCGUAUGAUCUGCUAUUUUGAUUUAUCGAGUGUAAGCGUGUCGGGACAUCUGGAGUUUAUUAAUACUAAAAACACAGCUUGUGAAGACCUGCCUUUUCAGCAUCUUCCUUCGAAUACAGUUCCAGAAUUUGAAUAACAAACAUCCAGUUGCUUCUGGAACUCCGCUGGCUCCAUUUUAGCAGACUGACAUUAGAAAAGAAAGGGAGUUUUCUUGGUUUUAUUAUAUAACACAAACUAAACAAUCGGGAAAGACAUCAGAGUUGAAAUAUACAUCAUGCUUUUGUCAUUGAUAACUAUACUUCUUUUGCUUGGAACUGGACAAACUCAAAGGACAACUCCUGAUUUUAUGAUGGAGUAUUUUCAGAGACAACUUCAGGAGCUGGAGGGACGACUGAUCAAAUGCGAGCAGGGCUUCCAGCACUUCAGUCAAAGGCUGUAUGAAAUGUCUAAGGAGAUACAUGGGCAAACAAGCAAGGUGAACGUGUUGAAAUCAGAGGUCAAAGGUCACAUUGAUACCAUCGCUAUGCGCAUGGAUCGAGUGGAGAGAGAUGUGGAAUACCUGCAGAAUAAGAUCCCUGACAACGCUCAGGUUGACAUUGAAGAUUCGCUGAUCGAGGACCAGAUGAAAGAAGCCAAGCUAAAAAAGACAUCUGUAAUCCCUAAGGGCAAAGACUGCAGUUCAGAGCUUGUGGGUAUCAAGUCCCUCAAAAUCGUCAAGAAGGCAGGCGACAUCAAUGGGUCCUGGAUGAAGGAUCCGACGAAGGGUUCUGCUAAGAUUUACUUUUUUAGCGGCACUCGAAACAGUACAAUAUUAGCAUAUACUUCUCUGAAGGCUUUCACUGGAGCAAACUCCACCAAAAAGACGGAAGUUAUCCGUCUUCCUUUUCCCUGGCAUGGAACCGGCCAUGUAGUCAACAACGGCUUUGUGUACUACCACAACGCAGACACCAACAAUGAGAUCCUGAAGGUCCACCUCAACAAUCGCACAGUGGCUGAUCGCUUGCUGCUUCCUGGAGCCGGUCGAAUGCCGGCUUAUUCCCUCAGCCCUCACACCUUGCUGGAUCUCGCUCUUGACGAAAUGGGGCUCUGGUCGAUCCAUGCGGACCCAGACUUUGGCGGCAACUUGGUGAUCUCCAAGCUGGACCACAGUAGUCUGGCUGUGGAGCACACUUGGGAUACCAAUUGCAAUAGCCGUGAUGCAGAAGCAUCUUUCAUAAUCUGUGGCACCUUAUAUGUGGUCUACAACUCCCACUAUGGUGGAAGGUCCAGCAUCCAAUGCUUGUUUGAUAUCCACGACACCAUCUACCUGGAGAGCAUCCCUGUGCUUUUCUUCCCAAAACGUUACACCAGCCACUCUGGUUUGCAUUUCCACCCCAAGGAUAAGAAUCUGUAUGCUUGGGAUGAUGGUUAUCAGACCAUCUAUAAGUUAGAUAUCAAGAAGAUAUAAGAUUGGUCAGUUCUACAUAGAAACAAAAGGGCAGUUACAAUAAGGUCCUUUCAACCAUCAGUGCUUUAUUCUUCUUCCCAAUCACAUCUGAUCUGCUUGAAAGCACUUUGUAGUGCACUUUGUUGUUUUACCAGACUGUAAUUUCCUGAAAAACAAAGGACUCUUUGGGUUCCUCGGUUCAGUCAGAGGACCGCUAGUAUCGUAUCUCCACUCUUUCUAUGAUUGAUUUGAGACAAUAAAAGUUGUUUAUAAAAGAAGUUUAUCCAACAGCAGUAGGCCUACACUAGAAAUAAAGAGCAUUAUACAAAAACUAAUUAUCUCCAAUGACUAUGUCUCUCAAAGAAAAUAUUUUUGUACAGAAUUUGUUGCCACUUCAAAUUCACUGUAUUGGUGAGGUGGAUCAUGCAUUGAAAUAUUAUAAUGUGCACCAUACAAGCACAUUCAUUAUUUGUAUGACACAUU
Molecule: messenger RNA, 4003 nt
Organism: Pimephales promelas (fathead minnow)
Lineage: Eukaryota; Metazoa; Chordata; Actinopteri; Cypriniformes; Leuciscidae
Gene: olfml1
Product: olfactomedin-like 1
Biological process (GO): signal transduction
Source: RefSeq, a predicted model, not a curated record